AUGGCAGAAUACACCAAAGAACAGGAGGAGUUGACGCUGUUUAUUUUGGGGAAGGAUAAGCAUGCGUUCUACGAGGUACUUCAGAUUGAAAGAGAGGCAUCGGACAACGAGAUCAAGAAGGCAUACCGUAAACUAGCCAUCAAGCUGCAUCCUGACAAGAACAAACACCCAAGAGCGAGCGAGGCCUUCAAGAGGAUAAACCGAGCCUUUGAGGUGCUCAGUGACGAACAGAAAAGACGCAUAUUCGACCAAGUUGGGCACGACCCAGAUGAGCGCCCAGUAAGAGACCCUUUCGCUUCAGGACGCUCAACGGCUACUGCAGGGUUCCCUCCUGAAAACAUGUUCUUUAGGCGAGCUCCAGGUGGGCAGCCCCAGGACAUCUUCGACUUCCUUUUCAAUGCGGGUGCCGCAGGCGGUGGACACCCUUUUAACAGUGGUUUCGGAGGACCUUUUGGGGGCCCUUUCCAAGGGGGCUUUGGAGGACCUUUUGGGGGCGGUGGAGCUACCACUUUCACAUUUGGCGGUCCAAACGGGUUCAAAGUCUACACAAAUGGUACACCAAGGGCGCGUGGCGCGCCUCGUGGAACUCAGCAACAAGAGCAGGAAGAUCAGCGCGAGGCCCAACAAAUUCUAAGAAUAUUAGUGCCUAUACUCUUUAUCUUGUUUUUGCCAAUGUUAGAAAGGCUUCUUUUCGGAUCCUGA
Lachancea thermotolerans CBS 6340 is the source of this 702-nucleotide messenger RNA. RefSeq names its product type I HSP40 co-chaperone HLJ1 (gene HLJ1). The transcript has a single exon. Gene Ontology annotation, molecular function: Hsp70 protein binding. Bases 1 to 702 code for a protein of 233 amino acids. The record is from RefSeq and is a predicted model, not a curated record. Gene Ontology annotation, biological process: cellular response to misfolded protein. Gene Ontology annotation, cellular component: endoplasmic reticulum membrane. NCBI's taxonomy places the organism in Eukaryota, Fungi, Ascomycota, Saccharomycetes, Saccharomycetales, Saccharomycetaceae.